UGCUUGGACUCUGGUCAGAUGAAUUUAUACAAAGAAGUGAUGUUGGAGAAUUUCAGCAACCUGGUUUCAGUGGGAAUGGUUUGAGUUGGAAUGGAAUGGAAGAGUUGGAAAUGGGCAGCUCCGAUGAGCUGAGGCUGAAGCUUCAUCUUCUCCAUCUUUCUCUGGUUUUUCCUGUAGUGGCAUCUCUUCCUUGAUCACCAAGGAACUGGAUCUGAUUUUUGGGACACCCACAGCAUAACUAUGUCCCAUGUCUUUUCUUGUGAGCAGGACUUUCCAAUUCUAAGCCAGCUGUGAUCUCCUUAUUGGAACAAGGAAAAGAGCCCUGGAUGGUUAACAGAGAACUGACCAGAGGCUUGUGUUCAGAUCUGGAAUCAAUGUGUGAUACCAAGAUAUUAUCUCUAAAGAAGAGACAUUUCAGUCAAGUAAUACUUACCCAUGAAGACAUGCCUACUUUUAGUCAGCCCACAUUUCUUACUCUACAUCAAAAAACUAUUAAUGAAGAGAAACCCUGUGAAUGUAAGAUAUGUGGAAAGACCUUUAAUCAGAACUCACAAUUUAUUCAACAUCAGAAAAUUCAUUCCGGUGAAAAGCCCUAUGAAUGUAAGGAGUGUGGGAAAUCCUUUAGUCGUGGCUCACUUGUUACUCGACAUCGAAGGAUUCACACUGGUGAAAAACCCUAUGAAUGCAAGGAAUGUGGUAAGGCUUUUAGUUGUAGUUCAUAUUUUUCUCAACAUCAGAGGAUUCACACUGGUGAGAAACCCUAUGAAUGUAAGGAAUGCGGAAAAGCCUUUAAUUAUUGCUCAAACCUUAAUGAUCAUCAGCGAAUUCACACUGGUGAAAAACCCUAUGAAUGUAAAGUAUGUGGAAAAGCCUUUACUAAAAGCUCACAACUUUUUCCACAUUUGAGAAUUCAUACUGGUGAAAAACCUUAUGAAUGUAAAGAAUGUGGAAAAGCCUUUACUCAACAUUCAAGGCUUAUUCAGCAUCAGAGAAUGCAUACUGGUGAGAAACCUUAUGCAUGUAAGGAAUGUGGGAAGGCCUUUAGUAGUGCCUCAACACUUACUAACCAUCACAGAAUUCAUGCUGGUGAGAAGCUCUAUGAAUGUAAAGAAUGUCAAAAGGCCUUUAUUCAGAGCUCAGAACUUAUUCAACAUCAGAGAAUCCAUACAGAUGAAAAACCGUAUGAAUGUAAUGAAUGUGGGAAGGCCUUUAAUAAAGGCUCAAACCUUACUAGACAUCAGAGAAUUCACACUGGUGAGAAACCCUAUAAUUGUAAGGAAUGUGGAAAGGCUUUUGGUAGUCGCUCAGACCUCAUUCGCCAUGAAGGAAUUCAUACUGCUUGAAAGGUAGAAAGUAAAAUCCUUUUGUUAACCUUUAUAAUACAUUUUUUUAACAGAUAAUGAAAUCAAAUCAGGUUAUGCAUUAUCAAAGUUUCUCCUGUGUAUUAAGGUUUUUUUAGGGCCAUCAUAACAAAGUACCAAGUACCAAAAACAUAGUGGCUUAAAACAACAGAAAUUUAUUCUCUCACAG
Molecule: messenger RNA, 1530 nt
Organism: Carlito syrichta (Philippine tarsier)
Lineage: Eukaryota; Metazoa; Chordata; Mammalia; Primates; Tarsiidae
Product: zinc finger protein 829
Exons: 3
Coding region: 327-1343 (338 amino acids)
Biological process (GO): regulation of DNA-templated transcription
Source: RefSeq, a predicted model, not a curated record